AUGGGGCAGAAGCUCACGCAGGUCACAAUAGGGGUCCCUCGGGUACUUAAGGCGGGGGCCCUGCCACCUAGGACCCACUUUGCCCGGGGCCGGGAGGCACUGCCCAGCAAAACGCGGCGGAACCGGGCACCCACAAACACCCUUUCUUGGACCAAGAACUGCCUUUAUCCGCUAUCAUUCUCCAGCCCCUCUUUCUGCGCCAUCAGCAAGCGCCGCCUUAGAUAUCGGCGGAAAAUGACGCCCAGUGGCAAGAGGUAAGAGGUGGCGACGCAUGGGUGCCACCUUGGAGGACGUGCCACCCAUAUAUUGCUAGGCACAUAUAGUGCGCACGGCCAAGGAUCAGAGACUAUGGGAGCGGCUGCAUGUCCCCCAUCCCAGGACUGGGAACUUUUGGACCCCCAGAUUUUGUUGGGACAGCUGCCUGGAGAUGAAGAAGCACCAUAGUUCAGUGGUGGCACAGCUGCUUGUCAUACAGAAGGCCUCGGGUUCAAGGCCCGGCAUCUCCAGGCAGAGCUGUGUCAGAGACAUGUUUUCAGAAUGAAGAGGACUAGGAUCUUGCUUCAUUUUUAAAUCUCAGUGGUAGAGCAUCUGCCUUGCAAGCAGCAGGUCCCAGGUUCAGUGCCCCCACCAUUUCCAGGUAGGGCUGGAGGAGACUCCUCUCUGAAAUGCUGUUACGCUGCUGCCAGCCUGUGUAGACAAUAUUGAGCAAGAUGGACCAAUGGUCUGACUCCGCUUCAAUCCGCUCGCUUCCUAUUUCCCUAUUUAAGUCAGCCCAUUAUACUGCAGAUAUUAAUAUUGCACAGCAACUGGAAGCAUACAAGCUGACUCCUUGUUGACCAGACCCAUAGGUUUGAUUUGAGCUUUACUUGCAAAACUUUCUUCAAAACAGAACAAAAACACCAGAGAUACAUCCAGAUAAUUCCAUGAACUUAUCUUGUGCGUGGCUAGCACAGGCUCGACUUCUUAAAAAUAACUUUGAACAGGAUUGAGAUCAAAACUGUUGUCUGUCACCCAUUCCAGCCCGAGACUGCGGGCUCCUGGAGAGCUUCCUUAUCGCAACUUGCUUCCACUCUGGCUAGGAUCAAAACACUACAGUCAUACCUCGGGUUAGAUGUGCUUGAGGUUGAGCGUUUUCAAGUUACGCUCCAUGGCAACCCGGAAGUAACGGAGUGCAUUACUUCUGGGUUUCGCCGCUCGCGCAUGCGCAGACGCUCAAAAUGACGUCACGCGCAUGCGCGGAAGCGGCAAAACACGAUUCGCGCACUCGCAGUCGCGUCUUAUGUUUUACUCAGGAUGCAAACAGGGCUCUGGAAUGGAUCCCGUUCGCAUCCAGAGGUACCGCUGUAAAGGCAUCUCCCUUUCAAGAAGAGUUGAUUUGCAACCCAAUACUUCCCGUGUGAUCUAAAGUUAAACACAUUGUCAGAACUACCAGAUAACAGUAACAGUUAAUUUCCAACCCAUUGAGAAGCUCAGAGGAAAAUCUCCCAUGUUAAAGCCUUCGGGCAUUUUUCAUUUCAGUGUGAAUUGAGCCAUUAUACUUUACACAUUAUUAUUCAGAAUUAUGGGGCCUAAUGUCAAGUUUCCAGCCCCUUGUGUUCAAAGCACUUGCCGAUUUCAGAACCUGCUUCCCGGGCUUAUCCAUGCCGUCUAUUUCCUUGUCUCCGUUCUGCGGCACAGCUCAACCCUUACCCAACGUGAGAGCUUGAGUAUCCGGCCCCGCUACUGCCCGCAGUGUUCCUGAGUUCGUCGGCGGCUGCCCAGACAGGAGAAGGAGCCUCGAAGGAGACCAAGCGAGCCUUAAAGAGGUAUAUAAGGUAGGCUUCUUCUGCCUCGGGCCUUUCCGGCCUUGCAUCGGAUCAGUCAUUAUUAUUAUUAGAAAUUUUAUUACGGUCCAGGGACCCAACAAAUCCUUACAAAGCAAUGCACAAUUCAGACAGCCUACCUCCAGGUUAAACAAGCAUUUUGUUCAAAAGAUAGGGAUCAUUGGUUCUUGCAACCACCGAUAAAAACUUUAUCACUGCUAGUGUUCUAGUGUUUGCCCGGUCUUCCAAUAGGAACCUGACAUAGUGAGCCUCUGAUUUUCCCGAGAAAGGUACCAGCAAAGGUAAUAUCAGUUCAGCCCUGGCUUGCUCAUACUUUGCACAGUGCAGCAAAAUAUGCUUUAUGGAAUUGAUGUCUUGAGCACGCGAGCAAAGUCUGUCCUGGUAGGGAGCUCCUCUCAACCUGCCAUCCAACACUGCAGAAGGAAAGACGUUUAGUCUGGCUUUGGUGAAUAACGUUCAAUAAUUUGGUACUGUCAGGUUUUUAAUGUAAGAUGUUAACUUAAAGACAUGCCCAUAUUGUACUCCUACUGCCAGUGGACUACAGACUGCGUGUGAUCGAGAUCGCAAGUCACUGUGUGCAUUAUCCCAUAAUCUUUGCUUUAACGUCUUUAUGGCACCUUCAUAACCCAGGUAAUAGAGUUGGGGUGGGGUGGGGUGAUAGACCAAUAGAGGUAGCUUUUCUAGCCAUGGUUUUCUGCCAUUUGCUGACAAACUCCUCAUUGGUCAGGUGUUGGUACAAACCCUUCCCUAGAUCAAACACUGAAAUCCUGAGCCAAUGUUUUAGGCCAGCCCACCACGCUUUAAUUGAAAUUGGGCGUUCACCAGCUUCUAACAGAAGUAUGGAGUUGGGGACACAGUUGGGUACCUGCAGCAGAGAUCGGAGAAAUUUUGCCUGAAAGCCAUCUAGCUUAGGCUGGUCCCCAUUAUGCCAGCCAUUUGCAGCGUACAGGAGUUGGGAAAUGGAUUUUGCGUUGAAAACCCUUAAGGCUGCUGGAACAUAUUUGCCGCCCUUUGUGUUAUAAUAGACCACCAUCUGCUUGCACAAUGCUGUACAAAAGUGCACAGAAAGGGUCCCAGCCCCAAUGAGCUUACAAUCUGAAAUUUGACAACAGGGCUCCCCCCCCCAUUAUAUAUCUACCCCACCUUUUUUCUCCAAGGAGCUGAAGAUAGCAUACACAGUUUGCCCCUACCCUCCAACAUCAGGGAAAUAUCCUCUGCCUGAAGUCCUGAACAGCUGCUGCCAGUUCGUGUAGACAACACUGGGUUUGAUGGACUCAUGGUCUGGCUCAACACAAGGCAGAUUUCUCCGGGGAGAAUAUUCAUUCAGCCUUUACUGACACAAUUUAGACAAUAAAAAUCACAUAAAAUAUUUGCAAUACAGACCUAUUGAACACAUAUAAAACAUAUAAAAGACUCAGUAGCCACCAUUAAGUAGUUUUAAAUGAGACUUUGAAAAAAUCUCAACUAAAUAGUCUGAAACCAUCUCAGUAGUUGGGUGGGAAUAUCAUCCCUCAGCGGAUAUUGGAUUAAAGAUGCUUUGCAAAUAGAUACUUUCAGUUUCAAAGGAGUCGCCAGCAGGUCUCUCCAAAGAGUGUUGAUUUCACAAACUGAGUUGGGGGGGGGGGGGAAGGUUGUGGACUCAUUGUUUUGCUAGUUUCCUUCCUUCGACUGGUUUAAAUAUAUUGCAUGGGAUUGGGCGAUAUAUACCCUCUGGGGUCUCCUUCCAAAGUCUCCAAUUUUCUAACGAAAUGUUGCCACAACUCAGCACUUGUGCAAACCAGCUGACAUCUCCCUCUUGUGCAGGGAUGGUGGCAUUUUAGCAAAUCAAUCAGUCAAUCAAACAAUCAAUCAAUCAAUCAAUCAAUCAAUCACUGGCACUCUUCACCUGAAAGAAGGGGGAUUCUGCUAAGGUGUUUUCUAACCAGUAGUUGCAAACGUUUCACCCAAUAACUGCCCAGGCUGGGAAUCUCACUGUUUUCGCCGGCGAGCGCCAACGUCCCGACCAGCCGGUUCAGUUGGACUUCCAUUUUGCCCGCGGCAGCCAGGGGGUCAGCCACUGGCACGGCCUCCUCCAGGCACGCACGGUCUUCCUCGACACGCCUCACCUUGCCCUGGACUGCAACAGCCGCGAAAGGUGAGAGCGGUUCUCCGCUGCAACUGGGUGUCAGAAGUGGGUGGCUUUGUCACUGCGCGCGGAGUAGACCCACUGAAUGUCCCUACGUUGGCCGUGCCCGUUCUUUUUCAAGAUGUCUGCUCUGAGUAGGACUAAUGUUGGAAACAGCCCAGCGUUUUCCCAGCAAUUUAGAGACCACCGCUCACCCCCACCCCAGCUCUCGUGGGGGGAAAUAUUAGAAGCAAAGAGACGGAGGCAAUAGUUCAGAACCAAUGGAACUCAAACCCAAGCCCAAACCCAAGGCACUGAGGAUUUAUUUAUGGGCAGAGAUGCUCUUGGUGCUGUCGCCCGCACCUGACUGUGGGAACCUAAGAUUUACAGAAGUAGGAAAAUAGUUGAUGGGUUGGGGUGGAACUUCGGAAACAGCCCAGAGUGUUCUGAGCAUGCUCAGUGAUAAUGGGGUACUAAUGUUUGUAUGUGUAAUGGAAGAGCCAGAGGGAGGGAGGAAAUGGAAUAGAGUGCUGUAUUUUUUGCUCUAUAAGACUCACUUUUCCCCUCCUAAAAAGUAAGGGGAAAUGUGUGUGGGUCUUAUGGAGCGAAUGCAGGCUGCGCAGCUAUCCCAGAAGCCAGAACAGCAAGAGGGAUUGCUGCUUUCACUGCGCAGCGAUCCCUCUUGCUGUUCUGGCUUCUGAGAUUCAGAAUAUUUUUUUUCUUGUUUUCCUCCUCCAAAAACUAGGUGAGUCUUGUGGUCUGGUGCAUUUUAUAGAGCGAAAAAUACAGUAUCUUCAACAAGAGCUCCUUGCACUGCAAUUUUUUGCUGCAGCUAACAUCAAUAGAUUUCCACCUCCCAAAAUGGCCGAUUGAACCGCUAGCAAACUUGGCACUAUGCUUUGGCUCUGUAAAUGAUUGUGGGGUGCAUGCAAAGGGAGUGGGGUCAGACUGGGGCACUUAUGACUGGACCUCCAAUUUAAAAUGGGGGCAAAAACACACACACCUUUCCCUGUAUGUAGAAAUCUAGCAUGUCAGGGAGAAGAGUAGCCUUUUCUGUGACAGUCUGGAUUUCUAGGUCCAGGGAAUUCUUUGGAUGGAUUCACUCAUGGGAGCUCUCACAAUUCAGUGGUACGGGCCACACACAACCCGAACACCUUACUGAGGACUAGUCCCUUUGCAAGCCCUGCUUGCAAGAGAACAGCACCCUUAGUAAUAAUAAACACUCAAUGUGGACCCUGUGGCUGUUUCUGCUCCUAGCCUGACUGCAACGCUGGAAUACGUGGAAGAAAAUACAGAGGCAGACCAGGUGCUUGUUAACUUCCACAAGACUCGACGGGACAGGGGUAAGGAAAGAAAAAGAUUCCCCUUGCUAACAGAAUCUGGGUUUUGGGUCCUGAAUUCCACAUGCCAGAAAUCUGGAGAUGAUAUAGAAAAGGGCAAAGGGGGGGGGAAUCCCAAUUCCAAAUUUGGGCUUUUAUUAGGCCAGAAAAAACCACCCUAAAAAAGCAUUAAAAAGGGCCAGAACAUUUUGGUCGAGCGUCAUCCAAUUCGGUCACCAGGUAGGUCCAGGAGAGAACCUUGCCUGAAACCGCAGAGAUGCUGCCGGUCAGAGCAGACAGACUUAGCGGGACUAAUGGUCUGGCUCACUCUAAGGCAGCUUCCUAUGUUCCGAUUCAAAGCCACGUUUUUUUCAGAACCAUGAGGACUGGAACCUUUACUUUACUCCAAGGGGGUCCCAGGUUCAAUGCCCAACGGCGUCUCCAGAUAGGGCCGGAAUCUACCUUUCUUUAGAGUGUGAGGUGGAAGGCAGAGUGAAACCAGUUUGCUACUGGACCAGUUAUGUUCAUUCACAAAUCCCUGUAACAGCUUGGUGUGCAAACACUACCUGAUCCUUUACACUCCGCCACGAUCCUCUGGCGGGGCGCUUUCAGAGGUUGCUCGCGCACCUCUUGAGGUUCAGUCAGCUCUGUGCCCCUGCGGAACUCCUUGCCACUAGAGGUUGGGCAGGAAUAAUCCCUGCCUUGCUUUUGAUGCCUGUUAAUCAGACAGGGCUCUGCCAUGCAGUUUUCUUUUUACCAGCCAGCACCGAUCGAUGUUUCUACUGCUCUUAAGGGAAGCGCGUAUAUACACUGCAUUUUUAUGGCUUGACAAACAUGCGGAUAAAUGGGAUAAACCAGAGGAAAGAUGAGGAAAGAUAUUCUUGCCCCUGGUUUCCUAAUCUUCUUUUUCUCCCCUCGCUCGAAGGAGACUUGCUACGAGCCUUUGGCUUCUUGGGUUUCACGCUCCUGCGGCCAGAUCACCCUUCCCUUCCUCCCUGGGAGGACGUCAUCUUCAUGGCUUACCCCAUGGAACGAGAACUUUGCCAAGCGGAGGAGGAUGAGAAGUGGAGGACCCGGAAACCAGACCCAUCUGGGAGGCAGGAUGGGGCUGUUCUUGGCGGACAGGCUCCCUGA
Messenger RNA from Podarcis lilfordi (Lilford's wall lizard), 6380 nucleotides. The record is from the annotation of a GenBank genome assembly. Lineage: Eukaryota; Metazoa; Chordata; Lepidosauria; Squamata; Lacertidae.